Molecule: messenger RNA, 5572 nt
Organism: Monodelphis domestica (gray short-tailed opossum)
Lineage: Eukaryota; Metazoa; Chordata; Mammalia; Didelphimorphia; Didelphidae
Gene: SNX27
Product: sorting nexin 27
Biological process (GO): endocytic recycling; intracellular protein transport; signal transduction
Cellular component (GO): early endosome
Molecular function (GO): protein binding; phosphatidylinositol-3-phosphate binding
Source: RefSeq, a predicted model, not a curated record
CUGGGGAGGGGGCGGGGGGACGGCUCGCUCGCUCGCUCGCUCGCUCGCAAGAUGGCGGACGAGGACGGGGAAGGGAUUCACCCUUCAGCCCCUCAGCGGAACGGCGGCGGCGGAGGCGGCGGCGGGUCCGGGCUCCUGGGCGCCGGGAACGGCGGCGGGGGCGGCCCGCGGGUGGUGCGCAUCGUCAAGUCCGAGUCUGGCUAUGGCUUCAACGUCCGGGGCCAAGUGAGCGAGGGCGGGCAGCUGCGGAGCAUCAACGGGGAGCUGUACGCGCCGCUGCAGCAUGUGAGCGCCGUGCUGCCCGGGGGGGCGGCCGACCGUGCCGGGGUGCGCAAGGGGGACCGCAUCCUGGAGGUGAAUGGCGUGAAUGUGGAAGGGGCAACACACAAGCAGGUGGUGGAUCUGAUCCGAGCUGGUGAAAAGGAAUUGAUCUUGACAGUGUUAUCUGUACCUCCCCAUGAGGCAGAUAACCUUGAUCCCAGUGAUGAUUCAUUGGGACAGUCCUUUUACGACUAUACGGAAAAGCAAGCGGUGCCCAUAUCAGUCCCCACAUAUAAACAUGUGGAGCAGAAUGGCGAGAAGUUUGUGGUGUACAAUGUUUACAUGGCAGGAAGGCAGCUGUGCUCUAAGCGGUACCGGGAGUUUGCAAUCCUGCACCAGAACCUUAAACGAGAGUUUGCCAACUUUACUUUUCCUCGCCUGCCAGGGAAAUGGCCAUUCUCAUUAUCAGAACAACAGUUGGAUGCCCGACGUCGUGGGUUAGAGGAGUACCUGGAGAAAGUGUGUUCAAUACGAGUCAUUGGUGAGAGUGACAUCAUGCAAGAGUUCCUCUCGGAGUCAGAUGAGAACUACAACGGCGUGUCAGAUGUCGAACUGAGAGUGGCUUUGCCAGAUGCUACCACAGUGACAGUCCGAGUUAAAAAGAAUAGCACCACAGACCAGGUGUAUCAGGCUAUUGCAGCAAAGGUUGGCAUGGACAGCACGACUGUAAAUUACUUUGCCUUGUUUGAGGUGAUUAAUCACUCCUUUGUACGUAAGCUGGCUCCCAACGAAUUCCCCCACAAACUCUAUGUCCAGAACUACACGUCAGCUGUGCCAGGCACCUGCCUGACUGUCCGAAAAUGGCUCUUUACUACAGAAGAAGAGGCACUGCUGAAUGACAAUGACCUUGCAGUUACCUACUUCUUCCAUCAGGCUGUUGAUGAUGUGAAAAAAGGUUAUAUCAAAGCAGAGGAAAAAUCGUACCAGUUACAGAAGCUUUGUGAACAGAGGAAGAUGGUUAUGUACCUCAACAUGCUUAGGACCUGUGAGGGCUACAAUGAGAUUAUCUUCCCCCACUGUUCCUGUGACUCUAGGAGGAAGGGACACGUCAUCACAGCCAUCAGCAUCACGCACUUUAAGCUACACGCCUGCACAGAAGAGGGACAGCUUGAGAACCAGGUAAUAGCAUUUGAAUGGGAUGAGAUGCAGCGAUGGGACACAGAUGAAGAGGGCAUGGCUUUCUGUUUUGAAUACGCAAGAGGAGAGAAGAAACCUCGAUGGGUUAAAAUCUUCACACCAUAUUUCAAUUACAUGCAUGAGUGCUUCGAGAGGGUGUUCUGCGAACUCAAGUGGAGGAAAGAGAACAUUUUCCAGAUGGCCAGGUCACAGCAGAGGGAUAUGGCCACUUAGCCCUCUCCCUUCCUUUCCCUUCCUUCCCUUGAUAUGGUCCUUUUCCCCUUCCACUCCCUGUCAGACAGAGUAACCAUUAACACUUACAAAAGAGGAGAAAAAGGAAAAAAAAAGAAAGUCAUUGUAUUAAAAAGCCCUAAGCUGAAUAUUAAUAACCCCUUUGUGAAUUUCAUGUCUAUGGAAUUGAGCUGGUAGAAAACAUAGGAUGGUGAGCACCAGAAGCCAACCAAGUUGUCAUAUGGAAAAACAAACGCGCCCAACCAAGCCACCAAAGGCGUUUUUGUCUUUUGCCCAGGCCUCACACCAACAGACUCUCCUUGGACUAUAUUUUUAAAACUGGAACUACGAACUCCAUCCAUUUGCACUGUUCAAACAUAUAUAUGUAUGUAUGUAAAAAAAAAUUAUAUAUAUAUAUAUACACACACACACAAAUUAGCUGCACGUAUAUACAUAUAUAUAUAUUUCUUUUUAAAUUUCAUAUUGAUGGCAGUACCUUUUUUAGCUUGCAUUUUUACACACCUUUCACCAGAUUUCAUUACUCUUGUCUCUCUUGCUCUUUUUUCCUUUGAAACAAACUUUUAAAAAAAUUACAGGGAAAAUACCUCUCCUCGUGAAAGACUUGAAAAGUUUACAACCUGCUUGGGUUUUGUAUUUCUUCCUUUAUUUGCGUUGGGUGCAGUUUCUGGCUAGAGGUUGACAUGGAGCCUAAAAGGCAAGCAAAACAUGUUCUUUUUGCCUUCCAAGAAGAUGAAGAGCAGAGCUGAUGGGAAAGGGGAAAGAAUGGCUAAAGGAAUAGCCUGGCAAGGAUAGUGUACUUAGUCAAAAGACUCAAUCAAGGCCUCUUCUUGGCUCAGAGAAAGAUGCUCCAACCCCCAUAUCCCUUUUGUUCCUUACCUUUCCCCAGCCAUGUUCCACCUCUCUUCCCUGUUUCUCUGAGGACCUUUCCCCAGCUUCCCCAGCAUCCUGGGCUUAGGCAUUGAUAUAUGGAGUGGACACAUUGUGUGGUCCAUUUCCUCCAAAAAACCCAGGCAUGCCUUGUGGUGGUCAUGUUCCUCUGUCUGCCCUCAGAAUCAUUUUUGCCAGGAACAGUGGUAAAGGACAGUUCUAGCCCCGAGAGUUUUAGACGUGAAACUUGGCUUUGUAUGGAGGAAGAAAAAAGAAGUAAUACCCUGUACAUCUUAGAAACACCUUGCCCAACCGGCGCACCAUCAUCCCUAUCUGUUACAAGGUUUAGAACAGCUUCCUGGGGCAGCAGGGGUAGAGAGGGAUUUGUUCAUCGUGAAUAAGUGAUACCCUCAACUCUUUGCUUUGCCAACUGACCCCAACCCUUCGCUAUUAAAUCAGUUGAGUUCCCAGGCAGGAGCCCCAUCACAGAAAACAUGGAUGACAGAAAUUGAGAAACACAGGGGAAAGAGCAACCUUUUCCACCCAGAGAGCCCAUUCUGACUUGUUAGACCUUUGAGACAAAAAUAGCUGCUUUUGAGGGGCUCUAUGUGGUGAGGCAUUCACAACACUAGGGUAGCAUCUGAUGCUCCAGUUUACACUUUUCAAGCUCCCGCCGCUUCCCCUCACUCCCCCCCCCCAAUCCUGAGGGGAGCCUGGUCAGUUUUAUGGAAAGUCAUUCUAACAUUAAGACUAUUAAGUAUGUCUUGAGCAGGGCUUGGAGGGGUUUGGAAUGCAUUUUUAUGAUAUGUAUUUCAGAACCAGAAAUGUGUUUGCAGAACGUUGUGAGUCUACUUUUCUUCCUCUCUUUCCCACCUUGUCUUCCUGGCAUCUCCCCACCUGAUGAUUUGGGUCUGCAUAGAACACCUCUCCACUGCUAACACUGCUCACUCAGGUGGACAUGGAAUCAGACUUUGCAGAACUCAAGAAUGUGCUGAAAGUUUAAAGUGGCAGGAAGCGACUCCAGAUUUGAAGGCUUUCACACAGGAUUAACUUUGUCAUUUGGGUUUUUAACCAAUUUAAGGCUGAGCCAAAAGCUUUGGAAAGAGAAAAUGUUGGUUUCUUCCUCUAAGUCCCUAGGAGGUUUUUGGCCACAGUUAGUCAAAUUUCAAAAUGAUAGAAACCUGCCCUUCUCUGUCAUGGGGAGGGACAGACCAACCAGAGAAUCCGAAAACAGAAAGGUUGCUGGCCUCAGAAUAGUGAGAGAGACAUAGUUAAUGUCAUUUGGAUUUGUCUGCCCUCUAUGCAUGGUGGUAAAAAGACCCAACACUGGGGAAGAAGAGAUGAGGGAGCAAUGCCUUCCACAUAUGUAGUUUUGAUUUUCUCUCUAAAUUCACCCCCUAAAUCUCUACAGUAUGCUACAGCUGCUGUGGGCCCUUCCUGGGCCCUAUGGGAAAAUGCCCCAAAGUCUGAUGUUAUGGUCUGUGGGCAAUCCCCUCUUGAAGCUGCCGCAUGAACAAAAAAGCAUCCCAUUUGCAGUAGGGAUGAAGAGAGUGGGGUCCCCCCCCAAUUAUACCUCAGGUUUCUGGUGGCAAAGGUCAGCAUGGCCCCAGGAACUUGCAGGUUAGGAAAAGGAGCCCCUCUCUCCAUGAGCCAGUGCUAGUUAGGUCUGACAAGCGCCUCUCCCUCAUUUGUAGUUCCCUCUGCUCCUUUCCUUGCUGGGGUUGGCAUAGUCCAAAUGUAUCCCCCAAUAGAGCCAGCAGGGUCUUCCUGGCGCCGCCCCCCCCCCCCCCCCAAUUUCUCCGAGGUAAGUAGAGAGCGCUUUGGAGACUGAGGAAGAGAAUGGCCCUGGCAUACUCCUGCUUUCUAGAGAGGUGCUCUUUGGCCCCGUCUCCCAUUUCCCAAGACCCGUAAUCUUCAGUUAGUCUUCAUGUCUUUACACUUUGCCUAAGCUUUUGAUAAUUUUUGAAUGGUUCUGUGCUUUUCCGGGCUCCAUUCCUAAAUCCCCUAGGGAAUCCGCUCAGCUACGGUACAGAUCUGAGGGCUUUCAUGGUAGCUUCUAGGCCUAGGCCGAGUUCUAAUGGAGGAAAUGGAACCGUCCCAGCCCUGGCCUGCUUAAAUAACUUUUCUGUUGACUGGGCCAGGUGAGUCCCCUACAGGCUUACCUUAGUUUCCCUUUUAGGCCCAACGCAGCAUCUAAAAUAGUAGGCUAGGGCCCCUCCGAUGGGCUUUUCCUAUCCCGUUCCUAAGUGUACUAGCUUGGGGGUCUGGCUCCUAGGCAGCAGCUUUCCCCAAGGUCUUGGGGAACCUUCCUGCCAUGGUCACUCUUCUGCUAAGGAGACUGCCAUACCCUAAAGCUGUGGGCUAGGUUGAUUAUUAGCUUCGGAGGACCCUAGAGCUGGAUCUCCAUAUGCCUUCCCGGUAUUCCUUCCCAUAUUCAGUGGCACUUUAUGAGGGAGAAGUGGCAGUGUGCUUGGAGGAAGAGCAAGUUUUUGCCGUUAGAGGUGGGUAUUGGGGAUACACUGAACUCCCCUUUCCCCCCACUCUUCUCUCUCUUCACACCACUUUCCCCCAGAUCUAAGCAUGUUUUUUCCAGGCCUCAUUCAUACCAGGACAGCAUUGGGUUGCUUUCCAAGGUAAUAAUUUGCAAUGCGUGGACAGUCCAGGACUUUGGAAAGGGAACUUAAAAGAAGAGAGAGUGGGAGGUUUGGGCCAACUGCUAACAUGGAAACCAAUGUUGUAUCAUGUUCCCCCUUUUGAACUUAUGAUCUGGUCUCAGCUUUCCCCAGGCCAUGCACUCUUUUAAUUUAUUUGAGAGAAACUCUUAAUUGUAUUUUCACUGCAGUAUCUUGUAUUUUUUAUUUGUGAUUUAAGAAAUGUGAAGAGAAAACACACAAUGGCUAACAGUGUUUCUUUCAUUCCUUGUUCUAGAGCUAACCACUCUAAAAUCGUUUGGUAAUGUCACUUAGUGUAAUUAAUUGUAACAUAUUCUUUUAAAUAAAUUGAUUUAUUGAUGAAA